UAAAAUUUGCUUUUUGUGGGGCUGUCAGCUCAGUCAGCGGCUCAUUCAUCACUUUCCGACGCGCUCCAGUAGAGCUAGUAGACCUUUUUUUGUAAUCAACCCGACAGUAUUACGCGUCCCCCUACAUUCCCCCGCUGCAUUCUAUAGCAUUCCAUUAAAACAAGACGAUAAGCAACAAGUGUUCCCGGAGAUUCCCUUGAAAAACACCGAGAACUUAAAACUCCAUUGAAAAUUGUGUUCAGUUGUUUUGUUUACCCUGCAAUCAGUGCCCAAGAACGUGGCACAUUUCUGCGCACAAUUGCAGGUAAACAAUCGUGGUACAACAAUUAAAAAAACUUGUUUUCCCCGCACACGCGAAUAAAACUUGAGAACAAUUCCAUACCAGCCGGAGACGAGCACGGCGGUGGAGCUCUAUAAACAAAAUGAUUCCCGGCUAUGGACCCGUAACGCAGGCUCUGCUGGGCACCCUCCUCACCUGGGGAUUGACGGCUGCUGGCGCCGCUCUGGUAAUUUUCGUGAGGGGAAACCAGAGGAGAUCCCUGGAUGCCGCCUUAGGAUUUGCAGCUGGCGUGAUGAUAGCAGCAUCGUUUUGGUCACUUCUCAAGCCAGCCAUUGAGAUGGCCGAGAGUUCCCAUUUGUACGGAGUCUAUGCAUUUUUGCCUGUGUCUGGAGGCUUCCUCCUGGGAUCCAUUUUCGUCUACGGUUGCGAUAAAUUGAUGUCCUACCUUGGCCUUAAUAGCACCAACAUGAUGAUUCAGAUGACGCAAUCAAACAAGGACAAAGCGGACAUUGCCAUUGAGGACUCUAAACGAAAUGGGGCGUCUGAUAGAUUGGCUUCCAAGAGUUUGGAUAGCUUUUCGGACUGUUUGAGUGUCCAGCACAGCGGGGAAUCGAGGCGCCGGAAGAAGGGAAGCAGCAUUAACGAUAUGGAGCAAUGCACCUACACCACACCGGAGGAGCAACAGCGCGCGGAGGAGGCCUUGUCCCAGUGGAAGAGGAUUAUGCUAUUGGUUGUGGCCAUUACAGUCCAUAAUAUACCCGAAGGAUUGGCGGUGGGUGUUAGCUUUGGAGCCAUUGGAUCUACAAACUCUUCGACAUUUGAGAGUGCUCGCAAUCUGGCCAUAGGCAUUGGAAUUCAGAACUUCCCCGAGGGAUUAGCCGUUAGCUUGCCCCUGCAUGCCGCAGGAUUCAGUGUGAAGAGGGCCCUAUGGUACGGACAACUGUCGGGAAUGGUGGAGCCUAUCUUUGGCGUGCUUGGUGCCGUGGCUGUGACCUUUGCCAACCUAAUCCUGCCGUAUGCCUUGUCCUUCGCCGCUGGAGCUAUGAUCUACAUUGUGUCGGAUGACAUUUUACCCGAGGCACAUGCCAGCGGCAAUGGUACGAUCGCCACGUGGGGUACUGUAUCCGGAUUCCUGAUAAUGAUGUGCCUGGAGGUGGCUCUGUCGUGAAGAAUCACCAGCCAGCCAUCGCCCGCCUCGCAGAACUCCUAAGCUAGUGUAAAACUCAAAGAUUCCAUUGUACUUAACGCUAUUCCUCUGCUGGCUUGUAAAUAGAAGCGGGCAUUGUACAAAUCUCAAAACCAGCCCAAAACGAGAAUCUAAUAAUCUAACGUAGAGUGUAAGUUUUGUAGAAAAGAAACUUGAGAAUUUGCUAUGCCGCGGUGGCAUCCGUGCAAUUGUAAUCUGUGUACUGUAUGACAAAUUCCCAGCGAGUUAUGUAAAUGAAUCGUUCUCGGAAAGAUUGUAAACAAAUGUGCAUGUGAAUUAGGUUUUAAGUUGUCACCGGCGUCCAGCAGCUUGUGUCUUUUAAACUGUUUAAUGUUUAAGCAAUAAAACAAAGCGCAUUCAAAUGAA
This is a messenger RNA of Drosophila eugracilis, 1853 nucleotides long. It is a transcript of the gene Zip48C, whose product is annotated as zinc transporter ZIP11. Gene Ontology annotation, molecular function: zinc ion transmembrane transporter activity. Gene Ontology annotation, cellular component: membrane. The coding region runs from base 423 to 1448 and encodes 341 amino acids. The transcript has a single exon. The record is from RefSeq and is a predicted model, not a curated record. Gene Ontology annotation, biological process: zinc ion transmembrane transport. Lineage: Eukaryota; Metazoa; Arthropoda; Insecta; Diptera; Drosophilidae.